AUGGCCCCAAUGGUCUUGGAUGUUGACCCUGCCAUCAUAGUCACGGCUCUCACUUGCAAAGCCCCAGAUACUGCUCUGCAACCGAUUAGUGGCUGUAUGUGGACUGAGCGCUGUUUGCCUUCGUGCAAGGCUUUUUGUGUGUUUAUGUGUUUUUGUGCUCUAUUCUCGUCUGAAUUCCCGGCGCUUUCUCCCUUCUGGGUCGCCGCCGCCUGGGGUCCUGCGGAGCCCUGGCCUCUUGGCGAGAUCGCUCAGCCUCAUCACAGAUCGGUCACACUUCCAGACCGUCUCUUUCGUCGGUCGCAGCCUUACUUCUGUGGAUGCAGAAGCAGAAAUGGCUCUCAGAUCCUGGAUUAA
Messenger RNA from Laccaria bicolor S238N-H82, 354 nucleotides. RefSeq lists its product as uncharacterized. The record is from RefSeq and is a predicted model, not a curated record. The transcript has 4 exons. NCBI's taxonomy places the organism in Eukaryota, Fungi, Basidiomycota, Agaricomycetes, Agaricales, Hydnangiaceae. The coding region runs from base 1 to 354 and encodes 117 amino acids.